Molecule: messenger RNA, 3122 nt
Organism: Archocentrus centrarchus (flier cichlid)
Lineage: Eukaryota; Metazoa; Chordata; Actinopteri; Cichliformes; Cichlidae
Product: SH3 and cysteine-rich domain-containing protein 2-like
Biological process (GO): positive regulation of protein localization to plasma membrane; positive regulation of voltage-gated calcium channel activity; skeletal muscle contraction
Molecular function (GO): protein binding
Source: RefSeq, a predicted model, not a curated record
AUGACGGAAAUCAGCGAAAAGGAGAACGAACCACAAAACCGGGACUUUCACCGACCACAGGCUACUGUGCCUAGUCAACAAGAAUCUAAGCUGCAGCGGCUGAAGCGCUCCCUCUCCUUCAAAUCAGUCAUACGCAGCAAGAGUGUGGACAACUUUUUCCAGCGCAGCAACGGUGAAUCACGGCCACCUUCAUGUCUAACUGCCAAAUCACCACCACCACUGGGAUCUCCUCCCCCCUUCUCUGAGUCCCCACUGGCCUAUGAACACUCACCCUCACUCUCCCCAUCUAUAAGCCCUAACCCUUCGUUGUCAUCACGCUCCCCAUCCAUCAGUCCUUCACUGUCUGGGACCUCCAAAACCCAGCCAAUGUCUCAGGCCCAGCCGGUGCAGCUGGUCAAGACCCACUGUUUCCAGGAGCAUGUCUUCCGUAGGCCUACCAGCUGCCAACGAUGCAAACACACCAUCCAAGGAAACUCCAAGCAGGGGCUACGUUGUAAAUCCUGUAAGAUGGCAACCCACCUCUGGUGCUCCUCUGAGCUCUCCCAGCAGCCCUGUAAUGGCAAGACAGGAGCUUUUAAGAGAAACUUCAGCUCUCCUCUCCUUACCACUGAUCCACUGGGUGUGGUUAGAGAGGCUCCAGCUGCGCAGGAGGCAGAUAAUAACAUUGUUGAUCCUGUGUAUGAGGCACUGCGCUAUGGGAUGACGCUGGCUCAGAUGAGUCAAUCCAGCAUUGGUAGUAUCUCAGAAUCACCCUGUCACGAGGGAGAAAAACUGCAAGAUCAACUAGAAAACCAGCCUAUACCUGAAGAGGAACACAUCCCAGGAAUGCUCACCCCUCCUGAAAGCGAGAAGGCAGAUUCAGAAGAAAGGGUCAGCCUGAAGACUCCAAAACGAGUAGAGGUUCACUCCAUUCACACCUACGUGGCGCUCUACAAGUUUCUGCCUCAGGAGAAGAACGAUUUGGAGCUGCAGCCUGGCGACAGAAUUCAAGUCACAGAUGAUUCCAACGAGGAUUGGUGGAAGGGGAAAAGCAGAAACAAGGUGGGAUUUUUCCCAGCCAAUUUUGUGCAGCGAAUCCGCCCUGGUGAGCGGGUGUGGAAGGUCACCACUGGUUUCCACGGCAACCGAGACAAAGGCCAGAUGACUGUGAAAGAGUCCCAGAUCUGUAUCGGGAAAAACGAGGAGAUUGACGGUUUCUUCCGGCUGAGCAGCGGGAAGAAGAGGGGCCUGGUUCCUGUGAAGUGUCUGCUAGAAAUAUGAUGGCACUGCUUUUGCCUUGACCCUCACAGGAGUUCGCAGUGAUGGAGGAAUACUCAGGAGCGUUUCGCCAAAACCUCACUGAUCACCAACCACCCACCUCCAUCUCUAAAAAAGUGGCAGUGAAAGCAGUGUGAGUGGAAGAUAACUCACAACUUUGCUUUUUACUGCAGUUUGAGACUUAAAGGAUGCGGGGGCUUCUUUGCAGUUAUUUAGAGCUACUUUUCUUGUAGCACAACUUUACUUUUUUUAUACCCUCACAAAAGAAAUGUAGCAUUAUGUGGAAGAGGAUAAGUGCACAGGAAGUCUGCUUACCUCACUAGCCAUCUCCACUCGUCAUUCGUUUGUUAAAAAGAAGAGAGGACUUUUUAAUUAUGAUGUCAAGGCUUGUCCAAGCCUAAAAAGACAUUGUAAGAAAACUGUCUUAAUUUAAUUGUUUUUGUAGAGAAAACAAGACAUUGUGAAAGUCUCCAGCUGUUUAUUGUCAUGCGUAGUGCAAACACUUUUUGGUUGGUUGUUUGUUUCAAAUCCUGUUAAACCGACUGGAUUUAAUAGAUUUAGCUGAGAGUAUAAACCAUAAUAACUUUUGGAUGUGCAGACUGCAGCUCGAAUUGAGCACAUUUUCCAUCGUAAUAUGAAUUGAUGAUAUGGAUAUGUGUCACUCCUGCUCUGACUAGAAGAAUUUGAAGAUUCAGGUAUUACAUAAUGUAAAAAUGAAAGUCUUCUCUACUACAUCUUUUGGUAACAACACACACAGAUGCUGAGAUUUUUACAUUUCAGACUGCUCUCCGGUGGUUAGAAUAUGGUACGUGUGUGCUCUUCACAGCUCUGAUGUGACAAAUGCUUUGUGUGCACCUUGGGGAGUUUCUUUGUCAGUAUGCCCUUCAAUCGCACUUUCUGUACACAGAUUUCAUAAUUCACUCUGUUCAGUGUAGCCCAAAAAAAAAAAAAAGAGUCUGCUUCCUGUCAUUAUAUACCAAGUGUUGUCUAUCUGUAUGUAAUGUCCUGUAAUAUCCGCUGUCAUAUCUAGCUGUGCACUUCAACACAAGGAUGGCGUUGCUGUUAGGAGUUUUUGACAUGCUCGCUUUUCCUCCUGGGCAGAGCAAAGAAAUAAUCCAGGAUGAUUUAUUAAACUCUUCCAACUUUCAGUCUUUUAGAAACCCAUGCACCAAACCUCAGCGGCAAAAGGUUAAUUCUUUAAAUCAACAGCUAAACUUUCUCCCAGCGCACAUAACUGAUAAGUGGUGAGGAAAGAUGAUAAAAGGCAAAAACACCUCACAACAUUAGGUUUCAUUAAAAACAAUAAGGCAGUUACAAACUGCCUUGGUUGUGGCAAUAACUGUAAAUACAUUUAUGACAGUAUUUGUAAAUAGCCUUAAAAAUAUUGUAUAGACUGGCUCUGAAUAGCACUCUGAUUAAGAGGUUUGCAGCUAUCCAGAAACCAACUAAGGGCAUUAAUUUCACACUUAUAACUUAGAAGAAAUUACUAUUUAUUGUCUUACUUAUAUAUGUAUGCAUCUCUUUGCUCAAUUAACAACUAUCCCUGUCAGCACAAGUCUUUUAAGAUACUAUGCACAACAGUUCUAGUCACUCACUUUAUUUUAUACUCAGCUUAUUUCCAAUAUAGCCACACAUGUGUCAGCGUGCUUUUGCAAGGAUAUGAAUUGGCAUUUCUUUUUACGUCUUAAAUCAGUCUGCACCAUGCUACUCUUAAACAUUAUCGUCACAGACUAGAACCAAAAUUGGCUCAGGAUCAGUAUUACCAGGUGAAUCUCAAAUCUAAAUGCGCACUACCAGGCUAGUUCUCUGCAUGGCUAGCUACUCUGUGAUCUUCACAGCUCUCAAUAAAGUCAAAUGAACUCUCA